CGCUGAUCUGACUGGAGCGGCGCUAUUGAGCGGACAAUGUACGCGUAGGCAAUGAGAGAAGAAGCAGCAGCAGCGGCUAGAGAAGCACAAAAGCACAUUCUCGGGAUUGUUACACUUUGACAUACGUCUCAAUUUGCAUUUGUAAUAAUUAUUUUUUUUGGUGGAGGGCAGCAUGUAACUGGUUUGUCGGCUUCUGUGAAGGCGUAGCUUGUGACGGCCGACUGUCGUCGUUCAACACUUUGUUGUGUUCGUAAGCGCUAGCCCAUCCUCAGCUGGCUGGGCGAGAUAGACAUACGUGGGUUUGUGUUAAAAGUCCACGUCAAACCGAGGCGACUGACCUGUGCUCGUCAAAAGGCAAAGAUGGGGAAUAUGGCAAGCAGAUUUCAGUCCUCUAAGGGACCAGAGGAAACCGGCGAAAGCAGCCGCAAACACAGGUGUGAUUGGAAGAGGAAACGGAACGCACAGUGUGACUGUGAGGAUGAGAAGGAGGAUGACGACCCCAUUCAAGAUACACCGCGCAGGAAGAAACUGAAAAGCACCUCCAGUUACAUUUAUCAAACGUUGUUCCUGAAUGGUGAAAACAGCGACAUUCGCAUCUGUGCGAUGGGACAAGAAUGGAACCUUCAUAAAUUGUACCUGUGCCAGUCGGGAUAUUUCUCCAGCAUGUUCAGCGGCAGUUGGAAGGAGUCCAACAUGAUGGAAAUCAACGUGGAGAUACCUGACCAGAACAUUAGCAUAGAAGCUCUGCAUGUUGUCUUUGGAUCCUUGUACCGCGAUGACGUUCUCAUCAAGCCCAGUGGUGUUGUCAGUAUCCUUGCAGCUGCUUGUAUGCUACAGCUGGAUGGUUUGAUCCAGCAGUGCGGCGAGACAAUGAAGGAAAACAUCAGCGCAAAGACUGUGUGCAGCUACUACACGUCCUCUUGCAUCUACGGCUUGGAGUCCGUCAUGAAAAAAUGUCUGGAGUGGCUUCUAAACAACCUCAUGACGCACCAAAAUGUGGACUUGAUGAAAGAAAUUGGAACGGACAUGAUGGAGCAGCUCAUCCAGUCAUCGGACCUGUUCGUCAUGCAAGUGGAGAUGGACGUCUACACUGCUCUAAAGAAGUGGAUGUUCCUGCAGCUCAACCCUAUGUGGGACGGACCCAUUAAGCAGCUUCUGGCCGAUGCCGAUGCCUGGCUGUGCAAGCGCAGGAAUGACCUGUGCUCAACAGACCUGUGUGCGGGGAUGCCCUUCCUCGAUACAGAGGAGGGUGCCCCCUUUCUCUCUGUCUUCAAAUACGUGCGUCUCCAGUAUAUCAUCAACGACCUCGCUUCGGCACGCAUUCUGGAGCGUGACAACAUUUUUUCUCGUGAUUGGUUAACAACAAUAUACAAAACGCAGUGGUUUGCCAUGUUGCGGACAGAAUUUGACAAUGAUAAUGGUCCGCAGGAAGUCAACAAAGAGGAGCUCGAGUUAUGCAGCAUGAGGUGUGGCAGGAAACUGACCAAAGAUGGAGAUUACUGCUGGCGAUGGACUGGUUUCAACUUUGGCUUCGACCUGCUGGUGACCUACACCAACCGCUUCAUCAUCUUCAAAAGGAACACACUAAGUCAGCCAUGCGGGGGUGCUGUGAGCUUGCAGCCCCGGCGACAUCUGGCAUACAGGUUACGCUUAGCCUCCUUUGACAAUCUUGGCAAGCUAGUGUGCAGCCGCUCUACCGGUUACCAGCUUCUCACACUUGAGAAGGACCAGGAAUACGUGGUAAUGAACCUGGACAGUCGCCUGCUGUCCUUCCCGCUCUACGUGUGCUGCAACUUCCUGUACACGUCAUCGUACGCGGACCACCGGCCGGACCCCUCGGAUCAAGAGGGAAGUGCCCGCAGCAUAUCCUGAUCGACUCGCGGUAGCUGCCACCCGUUCCUGUGGUAACGUUGGCACUGUUUGUACGGUCCGCCGGCACUUUCAACAUCACAUAUUUUAUCACCUGUAAGCCAGCGAGGGGAACAUGUCUCUGAUGUGUCACAUGGAGGCCGGUGUCAUUCCAUUUUAGCAUGAACCUGCAUACUUCAAUAUGGGAACUUUCCAUUCGUACACUUAUGUUGAUGACACCGUGUUCCACAAACCAGUCACCUCACUUCAUUGAUGGGAACAUUGAUGGGACUGUCCCACGGACUUCUGGAAAUCAGAAAACGGCGACAUUCCCCCUUUACCAUCUGGGCAUCACAAAGCAGGAAUUUCUGGAAUUGCGCCUUUUCUUACCUAGAGGUAAAAUACUAUCACAGCAGCAGCUGUUUUAAUAAGAUAAGUGGAACUGUUACAAUUUGCUGUGAAAUGAAGAUGUGGUGUUAGUGGACACAAUCUACACCUCAACAGUUUCUUGUUUUCACCUUGUAAGUACAUCUUAAAUGUGUAAAAUAAAAAACUAACUCGUAAUCACCACUCUUAAUUUACUGUUAAAAGUAAUCUAAUGAUGAUGUGCUUCACAGUGAGCUAGCAGUCUUUCUUUCUUCUCCACAAGGGUCCACUUGUUUUCUUACUAUAGGUUCACCCUCACUCAAAAACACUGGUUAGUUAUUUAAGCACUAACGUCCAACUUUUUUUUUCAUUUUGCACAGGGUUUACACCAGGGAGCGGGAACCAUUUUGGCUAAGAGAGCCAUGAAAGCCACAUAUUUUAAAAUGUAUUUAUGCGAGAGCUAUACUGUAAUUUUUAACACGGUAUACAAUUAAAAGCGUGCAUUUUUAGGGAAGACCAACAAUUUUAGAAUGUCUGAAUUUAUUAUUUUUAAUGUUAUAAUGAAGCUAACCAAUCAUAAUGAAAAAAAAUCUUAACUAUUAAUGUGACUUCUGGUGCUGCAUUUUUUUGCUGAUGGCUUUGUAGUCUGGUUGAUAUGUGGUGAAGUGAAGCUUUAUGCAGGCAUUGAGGCUUCCAUCCGUUAAACGUGAUCGUAGCUUGGUCUUGUUUUUUUUUUUUUUUUUUUAGAUGUGAGAACAAUUUCUCACAUGCAUACAUAGAGGCAAACAUGGUCAAUACGGCAAUACUCACACACACACACACGUGUGUGGUAAGUGACGGGAAGUGUGUUCCAAGUUUUGACAAUCAGCUGGUAUGUGGGUUGAAGUUUUCCAAUUCUGUCCACUUGUUUGCUAGCCAGCUCUGCUUGCUGUUGCACAAGUCUUUCCAAAUCUUCAUUCAGUGACUUUAACUUGUUCACCCACAUGUCUGAGGCCUUCAGGUCAGCAAGUUCUACCUCAAAAUCUCUGGUGGAGACACUAACGAUGUAAACUCAGGUCGGCUUUGUUCACUACCCGUGGAUGAGUGAUGAAAUUAAUAAGACGGUUGUGCUCACACAAUUUUCCAAAGCGUGCUUUGAAUGACUGCAGGAGAUUAGAUUUGAAGCUAGCUAGCUGUUGGAGAUCAAAAUGUUGAGCGGGGUUACUUGCUGUGCGCUCACCUUUAAAAUUCUCUGUUGUUCAAAGUGUAGUAAACGACCUGUUUCAGUAGCCGUGAUAGAGUUCCAGCUUGUUUUGAAAUGCAAACACUGCUGGUUGCAGGGAUAAGACUAUUUCCAAUGCCUUGAAUUUUCAAAUUGAGCUGGUUCAGAUGUUCGAUCGUGCACAAUAUAAUAAAACUUUAGGAGCCACUCAGUGUUAACUUGCUCAGGAUGCUCAACGUCUUUCAUUUCAAGAAAGGUCUGCAUUGCUCAGGGAAGCCACAAAACGGCUGGACUUCCCUUCCGUCUUGACAACCAACACACAUUGCUGUGUAAAAAGCAGACAGGGAUAAUUAUUCCCAACUUCAUUCAUCAGUGUUUUAAACUGGCAAUCAUUUAAGGCUCAGGCAACAAAGUUGACCGCCGCAUUAUCCAAUCAAAAUAGUUUUGGUCUGACCCUACUGUACCCAGAAGGACAGCUGCCAUUGGGUCCAUUCAUUUUAUUUUAAAAUUUUAGUGGAAUUCAUCAUUUAUCGCGUUAAGAAUUGUCAGCUAAAAUUAAUCUGCUAGCCAGUUGCAGUCCUCAAAAGAGAAACGUGGCUCGUGAGCCAUAGGUUCCCGAACCCUGGUCUAAUAUUUUUCCACAUUUUAUCACCUGCUCAUCCAUCCACUGAGAUUCCCUCAUAAAUGUCAAGAAAGGACAUACAAACUGAUAGUCACUCAUGCUGCAGUGCCGUCACUUUUGUUUUUUUUAUUCAACAGUUAUUUAUUUUUUACUUUUUUUGCAAAGCAGAAUAUGUAUACAAGAUGUUCAUUGCCAAUAAAACUGCCCAAAGACAUGGGCUGUGGUGCUAUAAUAUCUUCAUUUA
Molecule: messenger RNA, 4281 nt
Organism: Phyllopteryx taeniolatus (common seadragon)
Lineage: Eukaryota; Metazoa; Chordata; Actinopteri; Syngnathiformes; Syngnathidae
Gene: gmcl1
Product: germ cell-less, spermatogenesis associated
Exons: 15
Coding region: 361-1872 (503 amino acids)
Biological process (GO): germ cell development
Molecular function (GO): protein binding
Source: RefSeq, a predicted model, not a curated record